AGCGACCAGUUCUGCUUCCUCGUUCGGCCACGGAUCAAGACGAUGAGGUACAUCGCUGAUAUUGUCAAUGCUGACAAGAUGUCGGGGAGGAACAGGAAGUACAAGAUUAUCUUCAGCCCCCAAAAGUUUUAUGCUUGCGAGAUGGUGCUGGAGGAAGAGGGAGUCUUUGGUGAUGUCACCUGCGAUGAAUGGUCCUUCUACCUGCUCCCCCUGGACGAAGACAUCAUCAGCAUGGAGCUGCCCGAAUUCUUUCGCGACUACUUCUUGGAGGGAGAUCACCGCUGGAUCAAUUCCGUCGCUCGAGCCCUGCAGUUACUGAACUCCCUGUACGGGCCUUUCGGCAAGGCCUACGGGAUCACGCUCUGCCUGUCACAGAUGAGCUACGAGCUGUGGCGGGAUCUGGAGGAGGCGAGCGAGGGCGAUGGCCAGGGCAGGAAGCCUGAGAUUGGCAACAUCUUCCUCAUGGACAGAGACACAGACUACGUGACGGCGCUGUGCUCCCAGGUGGUGUACGAGGGGCUGGUGGACGACACGUUCCGCAUCAAGUGCGGGAGCGUGGAUUUUGGGCCAGACGUCACCUCUUCUGACAAGAGUAUUAAGGUGCUGCUCAAUGCCCAGGACAAAGUCUUCAGCCAGAUUCGGAACGAGCACUUCUCCAGCGUGUUUGGCUUCCUGAGCCAGAAGUCGCGUAACCUGCAGGCACAGUAUGACCGGCGCCGCAGCAUGGACAUCAAGCAGAUGAAGAACUUUGUCUCCCAGGAACUGAAGGGACUAAAGCAAGAGCAUCGCCUGCUGAGCCUGCAUAUUGGUGCCUGCGAGUCCAUCAUGAAAAAGAAAACCAAGCAGGACUUCCAGGAGAUGAUCAAGGCUGAACAUUCUCUACUGGAGGGCUUCGACAUCCGUGAGAGCACCAGCUUCAUAGAGGAGCACAUUGACCGGCAGGUGUCCCCCAUCGAGAGCCUGCGCCUGAUGUGCCUCCUGUCCAUCACGGAGAACGGUCUCAUCCCCAAAGACUACCGCUCCCUGAAAACCCAGUACCUGCAGAGCUAUGGGCCUGAGCACUUGCUGACCUUCCACAACCUCAAACGCAUCGGGCUGCUGACCGAGCAGUCGGCUGGAGAGACCCUGACUGCUGUGGAGAGCAAAGUCAGCAAGCUGGUGACGGACCGUGCUGCAGGAAAGAUCACAGAUGCAUUUAAUUCUUUGGCCAGGAAGAGCAAUUUUCGAGCCAUAAGCAAGAAGCUGGGGUUGAUCCCCCGGGUGGACGGAGAGUAUGACCUGAAAAUGCCUCGGGACAUGGCUUACGUUUUCAGCGGAGCCUACGUCCCCCUGAGCUGCAAGAUCAUUGAGCAGGUGCUGGAGCGCCGGGGCUGGCUGGGCCUGGAGGAGGUCGUGCGGCUGCUCAACGGCAACGAGUUUUCCGUCUCAGGUAGCGCCGGUGCCGGGCUGGGGGCGGGCGGGCCUGGGAGUCUCCUGGACAUGAUGGUCGCAGAGGAGGAGAGCCUGAAGGAGCGCCUCUUAAAGAGCAUUGCCCUGUGUCGGAAGGAGCUUGACACCCUCUGCAGGGAGCUCCAGCUGGACCCCUGUGAGGCAGAGGAAGAAAGUACCAUUCUGCAGAUGGAAAAGAAUUUGCGCACCCGUGUGGAAGUGAUGUUAAAGCAGAAAAGGGACAGGAAGCAGGAGCUGAAAACCCUGCAAGAACAAGAUCGAGACUUGUGCGACAUCCUCUGCACAACCCCGUUCUGCAUCGACAGCAAUGCCGUGCCCAGCCUGGAGGACCUGGAUCGUUACAGGCGCCACUUGGCCUCCCUGACCGCCGAGAAGGAGCAAAGGCGAGAAGAGUUUGUCAGCAACAAGCGGCAAAUCAUCCUCCUCAUGGAGGAGCUGGACCACACUCCAGACACAAGCUUUGAGCGGGACGUGGUGUGCGAGGACGAGGAAGCCUUCUGUUUGUCCACGGACAAUAUUGCUGCCCUCCAGAAUCUGCUGCAGCAGCUGGAAGCCCGGCGAUCCCUGAAUGAAGCUGUGUGCACAGAGCUGCGCUCCAGAAUCGUUGCACUUUGGGAAAGGCUGCAGGUUCCUGUGGAGGAGAGAGAGUCUUCUGCAGUGCAUGUGACUGGGGCCAGAGCCAAAACCAGGAAAGCUCUGCAGUUGGAAGUGGACCAUCUGGAGGAGCUGAAGCUGCAGAACAUGAAAUCUGUGAUUCAGGCAAUCCGGGCAGAGCUGGCUGACUACUGGGACAAAUGCUUCUACAGUCAGGAGCAGAGGGAAGGCUUCAGCCCCUAUUACGAUGAGGACUAUACAGAGACCCUGCUCGAGCUCCAUGAUGCUGAGGUGGGGAAGAUGAAGAGCUACUACGAAACGCACAAAGAUCUGUUUGAGGCUGUCCGGAAAUGGGAGGAGAACUGGAAGCUGUUCCUGGAGCUGGAGAGGAAAGCAACUGACCCCAGUCGCUUCGCCAACCGUGGGGGGAAUCUGCUGAAAGAAGAGAAGCAGCGAGCAAAGCUGCAGAAGACGCUUUCCAAGCUGCAGGAGGAGCUGGAGAGCAGGGUCCAGGCCUGGGAGCAGGAGCACGAGGGGAUUUUCCUGGUGAAGGGGCAGCAGUUCAUGGAGUAUGUGAUGGAGCAGUGGCAGCUGUACCGCCUGGAGAAAGAGAAGGAGAAACAGGAGCGGCACCUGAAGAAAAGCCGCCAGAUUGAGACAGAGAUGAUGUAUGGAAGCACCCCGCGGACACCCAUAAAGCGGCGAGUGCUUGGCCCCCACACACCUGGCAAAGUAAGGAAGCUCAACGGCACUUCCAUCUCCAGUGCCACACCCAACAGCACUGUUCGUUCUGCUUUUGGGGGAACCAUCUACCACUCGCCAACGUCUCGGUUGCCACCUUCCGGAGGGAAGUUUGGCCAGGCUCGGACCCCAAGCCGCGUGGCUGCGAAGCCCCCCCGUCCCGGACACAGGGAGCGGAACAAGGAGAACGUGUCCCAGCUGAAUGGAACCACCCUGAGCGGUGGGUGCACCCCCACAGCCCCUGUCCAGCGUAACCACAGCGUUAAUUCUGUUGCCAGCACCUAUUCUGAGUUUGCGCGCGAACUUUCAAAGGCUUCCAGGUCUGACAGUAGCUCCCGUGUCCUGAACUCCACCACCACCACUGCCUUCUGCUGA
Pygoscelis adeliae (Adelie penguin) is the source of this 3159-nucleotide messenger RNA. Its product is annotated as protein regulator of cytokinesis 1-like. Gene Ontology annotation, cellular component: cytoplasm; mitotic spindle midzone; spindle. The record is from RefSeq and is a predicted model, not a curated record. The coding region runs from base 43 to 3159 and encodes 1038 amino acids. Gene Ontology annotation, biological process: microtubule cytoskeleton organization; vesicle-mediated transport; mitotic spindle midzone assembly. The transcript has 32 exons. Lineage: Eukaryota; Metazoa; Chordata; Aves; Sphenisciformes; Spheniscidae. Gene Ontology annotation, molecular function: microtubule binding.